Platichthys flesus (European flounder) is the source of this 2768-nucleotide messenger RNA. It is a transcript of the gene nptx2b, whose product is annotated as neuronal pentraxin IIb. Bases 248 to 1564 code for a protein of 438 amino acids. NCBI's taxonomy places the organism in Eukaryota, Metazoa, Chordata, Actinopteri, Pleuronectiformes, Pleuronectidae. The record is from RefSeq and is a predicted model, not a curated record. The transcript is spliced from 5 exons.
GUCACAUUAACCGGGCUUACACCCACACACUCGCCCUUUAUCGGAUUUUCUGCUCAGAACUUUCUUGAUUUCGACGCUCAGACAUGGCGCUACUUUGUAGAUAUAGUUACACGUGAUGUGUGUUCUCUUUUUCUGGGGCAUUUUCCACGCAGGGGAACACUUUUACGCACCAAACUUCCGAGGGGCGUUCGGGUUUUCAAGGAUUUAGUGUUUGGGUUCCCACUUUUCUUCCUGACCGGCCAGCGGUAUGUUUUCAAUUUUGUUCGGAUUGUUAUGCUUUUGUGUACCGGGCUCGGGUCAACAACCGAGCAUCCAGGCGGACGAUGGGAAGCGGUACAUUUGCCGGGCAGUGCCACUCAGCGGCGAUGCCAGUUGCCCCGUGACGUUAUUACCGGAGCUUACCGUCGGGAGUCAAGAAGAGGAGCUCAGAAACACCGUCAUGCAGCUGCGAGAGACGAUUUUACUGCAGAAAGAAACGAUUUCCAAACAGGUUGGCACAAUCAACGAGUUGACCACCAAGUUGUCCCUCUGCGCAUCAACCACCGACGACAGGAAGUACGACAAGGGGGGCUCCUGGGGCAAAGAAAAGCAAAACACGAUGGGGGAUGUACCCAGAGACCCCAGUGGGUCUAUUAACGGUCUUGGGAAAACCAUGCAAGGGCUCAAGGACCGGUUGGAGAACCUGGAGCAGCAGCAGAGUCGGGCCAACAUAUCCGGCGCCGCCUUCCCCACUGAGCUGCGCGACCUGCUGCAGCGUCGCCUCCAGGACCUGGAGAAGCAGCUCCUGAGGAAAGUCAGCAACCUGGAGGAGGAGAAGAGCAUGUUGUCCAACGCCACGGCCGCCUACAGGCUGAAGACCGAGAGCACUCUGAACGCCCUGGUGGAGCGGAUCAGUGAGCUGGAGAAAGGGGGAGGAGACUUCUUGUCCCCCGAGCAGUUUAAGGUGUCCCUCCCCCAGCGGACCAACUACCUGUACGGCCGCAUCACCAAGAGCCUGCCAGAGAUGUACGCCUUCACACUCUGCAUGUGGAUCAAGUCCAGCGCCCUGCCCGGCAUAGGGACACCCUUCUCGUACGGGGUGCCGGGCCAAGCGAAUGAGAUUGUGCUGAUCGAGUGGGGCAAUAACCCAAUAGAGCUUCUCAUCAACGACAAGGUUGCCCAGCUGCCUUUGGAGGUGCGCGAUGGAAGGUGGCACCACAUCUGCAUCUGCUGGACAACACGAGACGGCCAGUGGGAGGCUUACCAGAAUGGAGAGAAGCUGGGAAACGGUGACAACCUGGCAGCCUGGCACCCGAUCAAACCAGGGGGAGUCAUCAUCCUGGGGCAGGAGCAGGACGUGGUGGGCGGACGCUUUGACGCCGGACAGGCCUUCGUGGGCGAGCUGAGUCAGGUGAACAUUUGGGACCGCGUGCUCAAGCCCGCCGAGAUCCAGUCUAUGGCUAACUGCAGCUCCUACAUCCCGGGGAACGUGGUCUCCUGGCUGGCGAGCAACGUCGAGGUGUUCGGGAGGGGGGCAUUCAAAAGGCCCCUGGAGGUGUGUCAGGACCGGCUGCCCAACGCUUGAAAACUGCUUCUCCUUUGAUUAGCUGGUUUCCAUCCACUCAGCAAUUUUAAUUAAUGUCUAAUCUCUUACUGUGAGGAGGUUUGAACGGACUUAAUGUUAUACAUGGAUGUGGAACUGUGUUGUUUGAUCCGCUUUGCACAGAGAUACUGUAUAUUCGGGUUACGUGUUAGGAUUUCUGAAAAAAGGAAAUGCGUGCAUACACACGUCAGUUUUAGACUUUUUGUUACCUUCACUCCCGUGUUGAUCCGUGUGGGAACAAACCAAAGUGCAAAAUUGUUACGUGAUUACGGUUCUUUAAAAACGUCAGUACACCCACGCCGUAGCAGAAAGGUCCCCUCAGGUAUUAACACCAACCCCCCUCCCUCCAGCCACCUCCAAAAGCUUUGAAGCCAUGAAAAUCCAAGCCAGACACACGCAGGUCCUGCGACUACUACAAGGACGCUGAGGUCCAGGCUAUAGCUGAGGGUUUGGCAUUAGCCUGCGAGCUGGCGUUUGCGUGCGCUGAGUGGGAGGAAAGAUUAACCAGGUCUUGCUAGUGUUAUGUCUCUAUCUUAACUAGGGAAUGGGCUUAAAGCCAACAUUCAUCAAGCCUCUGAUCCUGACUUGUUCACUAUAUCUAAGGGGGAAUGUAAGUGGACGAAAACUAUUUUGCACUUUAUCCGUGUCGUGGCACUGGUUGGAGCAUGUGUGCAAUAAACUCAGAAAAAGAAACACCCAUACUGAUUUAGUUUGCCGGCUCAUUAGAGAAAACCUCAGCUCAUCGGAAAGCUUUAUUCUUUGCAUCUGGAACUGAUGCAAGUGAUAUUAGCGAGUCGGUCACUGUGCUUUUUUUCCCCUCUCCUGCCUUUUCCAUUUGAACAAAAAUGAGAUAUAAAUAUAUUCAUAGUGUCAAUCUUGUGACAUGUUCCUAUUGGUGAUCUGCAGUGUUGCAGUGGGUAUUGUGACCAAGCAUUCAACAAAAGAUUGAAACAUAUGUUAAUUAUUGCAUGUGCUGUGUGAUGUUAUAUUAUCUAGUGUCUCUCCUCGGGAAGAUUGUAUUUUUUUUUAAAUGUUAUAUCUGUUUUAAGCGAGUGUACAUGUAUGAGGCAAUGUCAACCUUGUUCUGUGGCCUUCGAAUGAAGACUUAAGUGCCAUUUAAUGUUUUAUAAAUGCUGAGAAUGUUUCGCUUUGCCUGUAAAUGAAAAUGUGGGAAAUAAAGAAAAUG